Trichomycterus rosablanca is the source of this 3504-nucleotide messenger RNA. It is a transcript of the gene cntn1b, whose product is annotated as contactin 1b. Lineage: Eukaryota; Metazoa; Chordata; Actinopteri; Siluriformes; Trichomycteridae. Gene Ontology annotation, cellular component: axon; plasma membrane. The record is from RefSeq and is a predicted model, not a curated record. The transcript is spliced from 25 exons. Gene Ontology annotation, biological process: cell-cell adhesion; axon guidance; brain development. Gene Ontology annotation, molecular function: cell-cell adhesion mediator activity. The coding region runs from base 72 to 3182 and encodes 1036 amino acids.
GUGCCGACUCCUGACCCAGGUGGGCUUUUGGAAGAAAUUGCAGGGCGUUUAAAUGCGCAUCACAGGGCUGCAUGGUGGUCGGUGGCAUCAAAAUGGCAGCCCAGCUGGUGGUCCUGUGCUGUUUAGCUUGUUUGCUCUUUUCAGCUAAUGCAAUCAAGCCCAGGUUCUUUGAACCCAGAAUCUUUGACAAGGAGGCCACAGGUUUUGGGCCCAUAUUUGAGGAGGAGCCCUUAGACACAGUAUACGCUGAGGAUUCACCUGAAGCCAAAAUCUCCAUGAACUGCAGAGUCCGGGCCAACCCACCAGCCACUAUUAAAUGGUGGCAUAAUAACUGGGAGAUUAAGCUGUUGGAGCAGCCAGAUGAACACCACAGUUUAGUAGGUGGAAACCUGGUCAUCACCAACCCAGACAAAAGCAAGCAUGCUGGAAAAUAUGUGUGUGUGGCAAAGAAUGUUUACGGCGUGGUCAUCAGCAAAGAAGCUGUUGUUCGAUUUGGAUAUCUUAACCAGUUUCCUACUGAUGAGAGAGAGCCUGUGACUGUUAAAGAGGGACAGGGGGCUGUUCUUCUGUGUAAUCCACCCUCUCGCUAUCCAACUGAGGUGAUGUAUCGAUGGAUCUACAAUGAUUUUCCCAACUUUAUCAUUCCUGAUCAACGACGCUUUGUGUCACAGACCACAGGGAAUCUCUAUAUUUCUAAAGUAGAGGUCUCUGACAUUGGCAACUACUCAUGCUUUGUGUCGAGCCCUUUAAUUGGCAAAAGUGUAUUCAGCACACCCAUUGCCCUGGAGCCAGAGAUAGAGAAGGAAGUGAAGCGAUAUCCUGCAGACAUCCAGGUCAAAUUUCCUAAGACGUAUGCCCUAGUGGGACAAAACAUCACACUGGAGUGUUUUGCUCUGGGAAACCCUCUCCCACACAUCCGCUGGAGAAAGCUGGAUGCGGAUCUCCCACCCAACUAUGAGGUUAGCAUGAAUGGUGCGCUGCUGCACCUCAUUAAUGUGCAGUAUGAAGAUGAGGGCAGCUAUGAAUGUGAGGCCCUUAACAUCAAAGGCAUGGAUUGGUACCGCCAGUGGCUCUAUGUUGAAGGUGCUCCAGAGUGGGCAGAGCAUAUUAAUGACACAGAAAAAGAUGUUGGCAGUGAGCUUACUCUGUCCUGCACUGCUGUAGGCAAGCCAUUGCCAUGGAUCCGCUGGUUAAAGGAUGGCUAUUCGUAUGGAAAAGGGGAACUGAAGUUUUCCAGUCUCACAUUUGAAGACUCAGGCAUGUAUCAGUGUGUUGCUGAAAACAACUGGGGAACCAUCUACGCUAAUGCAGAGCUGCGUGUCGUCUCUUGUGCACCUACAUUUAUAUACAACCCAGUGAAACCAGUCCUGCUAGGGGCUGAGAAUGGCCGCGUGGUCAUUGAGUGUAAACCACGAGCAGCUCCAAAACCCAGGUUCAUUUGGAAACGUGGCUCUGAACUGCUUUCCAACAACUCCCGUAUGUUUGUCUGGGAUGAUGGCAGUCUAGAGAUUUUAAAUGUGACGAAGAGUGAUGAAGGUUUAUACACAUGUUAUGCUGAAAAUGAUCGUGGAAAGGCCAACAGCACAGGGACCCUUAGUAUCACUGAGGCGACUAAAAUCACAACAGGUCCAUCAGAUGUGGAGCUGUUGGUGGGUGAGAGUACUGUUCUUAAGUGCUCUGCCUCCUAUGACACCAGCUUGGAUAUUAUAUUCAUCUGGUCAGUGGACUCAAACGUCAUUAACUUUGCCACCGACUUUGAGCACUAUGAGCAGUUGUUGGAUCAGGAGAACAGUGGAGACCUGAUGAUUAAAAAUAUUCAGGUUGGACAUGCAGGGCACUACACUUGCACAGCACAGAGCAUUGUUGACAACACCACUGCAGCUGCUGAGGUUGUUGUAAAAGGUAGGCCUGGUCCUCCUGGUGGGGUGCGUGUGGAGGAGAUCAGAGACACAUCAGUAAAGCUAGUAUGGAGUCUGGGCUCAGAUCAUGGCAACACACUUAUCCAACACAUUAUACAGACACGAGACUUUUACGCUUUAGACCCAGAGGACUGGAAGACUGCAGAUACAUCUCCUGCAUUCUUGGAUGGGAAAGCUGAGGCAGCAGAGGUUAUUGACUUGUAUCCUUGGAUGGAGUAUCAGUUUCGUGUAUAUGCCAUAAAUGAGGUGGGAGCAGGAGAGAGCAGUGUGCCCUCCAUCAAAAUCAAAACCUGGGAUGCUAUUCCUACCAUGUCUCCAACUGAUGUGGAUGGCUUUGUGGGCAUGAAUGGCGAGCUUAUAAUCAGUUGGACACCCAUGAAGCCCCAGUACUUUUUUGGUAAAAGGUUUGGCUAUGUGGUUGCAUUUAAAGCUCACGAGGAUUUCAACUGGAAAUGGUCAACGGUGGCCGACCAUGAGGCCAGACGCUAUGUCUACAGGGACAGCAUUAUUCCCAACACUGAGAUUCAGGUCAAAGUAAAAGGCUACAACACUAAGGGAGAGGGCCCAUACAGCCUCAUCAAAGUGGUUUACUCAUCUGAAAGUGCUCCCACAGAGGCACCGCUUGACGUUUAUGCACGUCAGGUUACCUCCACUGAGGCUCUAGUGUGGUGGCUGCCAGUUUAUCAGGUUCCUCCUCACUGGGUGGAUGGCUACCAGAUCCGGUACUGGAGAAAAUAUGACGACAACGAGGCAGCAGCCUCUCGUGUUCUGGUGCACAGUUCAGUUAACCAAACCCGGCUGGAGAACAUGCGACCCGACUCACACUAUCUCAUUGAAGUGCGCGCUUACAAUGGAGCUGGACUUGGACCACCUAGUGAGCACUGUGAGAUGUUCACCAGAAGACCACCUCCAAAUCGUCGUCUGAGAGUGUACAAAUAUGUCAGCUUCACACGUAAAUGGCUGUAUAUCUACUGGGAUCACAUCUACAACUACUGGAAUGAGUCUUAUGUGGAGGGGUACAAGAUCUUGUUUAGGAAAGAAGGGGAGCGCUAUGGGAAAUUAUACACCACUGGCAGGCACUACAUUGACUUCCCCAUGCCUGAGACAGGAGAUUAUUUAGUAGAGAUACGGGCUCGCUGCGAGGGAGGAGAUGGGCCGAUUUCACAGAUACGAGUGCAAGGUGGAGCUGUACUGAGCUCUCAGUCUCUCUGUGCUGUGUCUCUGCUGCUGCUGGUGUUGGUCUACAUGAAUCUGGACCUUUAAGGAGGACCUGCUCACUUUCUGGUCAAAAGAAGAUUUCGAACCUUACUCUAAUUACUCCCUUUGUCUAUGGAGGUAGAGUGGGCGAAGCAAACUGCUGCUUUUCUUGCUGUGCUACCAGCUGGCAGACAGGACGAGGUUUCCUGUUAAAAAAAAAAGAAAAAGGGGGUGGGAAACUGAACACCAGAACUGCAAAUCUAGGUGACCUCACCUUAUGAGAUGAGAAAAGCAACAAAACAUCAAAUCAAAACAUGCCUGAGCAAAAGCACUGAAGAAAUCUGAUCCACUGUACAUAGAGUAAUAAAAGGAACCAAGGCUUUCUGAA